Messenger RNA from Centruroides sculpturatus (bark scorpion), 2704 nucleotides. RefSeq names its product adhesion G-protein coupled receptor G2-like. Gene Ontology annotation, molecular function: G protein-coupled receptor activity. Lineage: Eukaryota; Metazoa; Arthropoda; Arachnida; Scorpiones; Buthidae. The transcript is spliced from 13 exons. Bases 52 to 2016 code for a protein of 654 amino acids. Gene Ontology annotation, cellular component: membrane. The record is from RefSeq and is a predicted model, not a curated record. Gene Ontology annotation, biological process: cell surface receptor signaling pathway; G protein-coupled receptor signaling pathway.
ACAAAAGUGGACGAAAGUAAAGAGAAGUUAUUACACGAACUGCAGAACGGAAUGACCCGUAGUUCCAGUUUAUUAUCGGAAUUGAAAAUAUCGCCGGAAAGUAUUCGAAUUAAAAAUACAGACGGUUGCUUUUCGACGAUAACGGAGGUGGACGACAGAAACGUGACUUGGCCUAGAAAAAAUUUCGGUGAAAUCGCUUUACCCCUAGAAGACUGCGUGACCGACAGAGGCGAUCCCGUGGUCAGAGGGUGUUUGGGAAAUUUCACUUACGGCGCUUAUUGGGGUCCCGUGGACGGAAAAUGCCGGGGAGAACUCUCCGACCUCACUCUACGAUUGAAAGAAUUAUCUACGAGCGAUGAAGUAAACGUUACCAAAGAGUUAAGUAAUUUAGUAAACGAGUUGCCUCGAAUUCGAGCAAUCGACAUUCACUACGUGGCUACUUGCUUGGAGAAGGUUUCCACCGAACCAAAUUUCCAAAAUCCACAAGAAUCGUUCGAAGAAAUCGCUUCGACCAUCGACAAUUUAAUGAAGACGGAUUCUUCCGUUUUGGCCUCGGCAAAUACGAAAACCAACGCUUCUUCCAGAAUUACAGCUUCGUUGGAGAGUAUGCUAGAGGCCAAUAACGUUUUUAUAAAUACAAGUAAUGAAAAUAUAAUUAUUGCUUCUCACCCGCUAACCUCAGAAAAUGUGGAAGUCGGAAUAUUUCUACCCCUAGAUACAAACCGGGUGAAGAGUUUACACCGGGAUGCAUUAUUAAAUGACGAGUAUAGAGUAAGAAUACGUCUCCCUCGGGACGUGUCGAAACAGAAAGCUUCGUCUGACGCCACUUUUAAUUACGUCGUAUACCAGAACGAUGCCAUGUUCUUCACCCACCGCACCGAUCGAGCCGUAGUCAGUAACGUUCUGUACGCCCGCCCGACGGGAGCUCCCGUUCGUUUGCCUGCCAAAAGAAUAGAAAUCGCAUUUCGAGUGUUUACGGUUCCCGGCGAAAUACCCCGCAGUACGAGGUGCGUUUUUUGGGAUUAUUCUGCCAACCGUAAAAUGGGAGAUUGGUCCGAUCUGGGUUGCGAAAUAACAAACCGAACCGCCGGUCGAGUGGUAUGUCACUGCGAUCACAUGACUAACUUCGCCGUUUUGGUGAAUUUACAUCCGGAUUACGUGGAGCGAAAGAUACACGCCAUAGUCUUGGAUAUUUUCACCUACGUGGGGUGCGCGCUUUCCAUAAUGGGGAUCGUAUUAACACUAAGCAGUUUCGUGAUGUUCAAAAAACUGAGAAAAGGAGUGGUAAGCAAGGUUCUGUGUAAUUUGGCAUCGGCCAUAUUGUUAAGUCUGAUCGUUUUCGUUUCGGGAAUCGAUCAAAUCUCGUCCGAGAGGGGGUGUAUAUUUGCGGCCGCUCUCUUGCAUUAUUCGUUGAUGGCCUCGUUCUGUUGGAUGUUGAUAGAGGCCUUGCAGCAAUAUCUGAAACUAGUCAAGGUGCUGGAUACUUACAUCCCCAAAUUUAUGCUCAAAGCAUCCGUUUUUGCCUGGGGAACUCCUUUACUCAUUGUGGCUGUAAUAAUGUCCAUCGAUUAUAAAUUGUACCACGGAGGAAAAAAAUAUUGUUGGCUUCAAAUAGGAGCAUUCUAUUACGGAUUCCUCUUGCCGGUAGGAACAGUUAUGCUGGUCAACUUGGUGGUAUUUUGUUUGGUCUUUUAUUCCGUCGCCUGGGCGAAAAAGCCGAAGCUGAAGACGGAUGACAAGAAACUCGUUCUGGUACGGUUAAGGGCGGCAGUUUGCAUUUUAACCCUUUUAGGACUGUCGUGGACGUUCGGUUUCUUCGCCAUAAACAGCGCGAAAUUAGUGUUUAAAUAUCUGUUCACCAUUUUCGUCACUCUUCAGGGAUUCGUCAUCUUUCUGCUUCAAAUCGUCUGCAACAAAAGUGCCAGAGAUUUAUGGAUAAAGCAUUUUCGACGAAAACGUUCUGUCGGCGUAGAAGAUACCGUCAUGUUCAGUAUUAUUAGGAAAAACAAUCGAUGACAAUUUCCUUAAAUCUAUUUUACUGUAUUAAAACGUGCUUUGAGGUUGUGUAUUUCGCAGUAUUUUUAACUUUUCAUUAAUGUUUGAGAAGGACGUAUUUUCUAAACGGGUUUAAUUAAUACGCACCGGAUGGGUGGUCGGCGGCCUGCGAUCGGCGGCCUGCGAUCGGCUCGUCAGAAAUGUUUGCGUUGUAUCCGAUUUCUGCGUAAUGUAUACUGAAUUUAUUAUAAUUUGUGAUAAAAUUUAGUGGCGUAACAUGUAAAUAUCGCUCGGUUUACGUGUAAAGCCAUAAAUAGACGACUAAAUUUUCCCGUUACAUUUUUAUACGAAUCCGAAAUUGUAGAAAUAUAAACCAACCUAUAUAUCUGACAACCUAUAAUGUCAAAUAGAAAAGUAAAAAUUACUUCAGGUAUUUUAAUCCGUUCCCGACCUCCGAAAUUAACCUUUUUUACCUUUUUAGCUGUAUUCGUUACCUUUCUAAAACGUGUUCAUUAAUUAAAAGUUAUUGCAUUUAAUCAAUACUGUUAAAUAUAAUGCAGGAUACCAGUUGUGUAGUAACAACAAAUUCAUUAAAAUUGAUAAUAGUCAAUGGCCUGACUUUUUCUUAUUAUAUCUACGCCAAGUUAAUGUGAAUUUUUAUAUAUUGUCGUACUUCUGUCACUGUCAUUACAAGUACAGGGUAGUGGAU